UUUGUUGAACGUUUUAUACGACAUCUUUGUACACCAUGCCCACGCCAGGAUUUCAAGUGAACUGUGGGACCAACCCUCAAUAUGUACCUAACGGAGCGAGAAGCUACGCUAAAGCAAUAAUGCGAUGGCACAUAAAAUGCUCUGAUAUGGCUACUUUUUUCCUCGAGGGUGGGAAGCUGAUGCGGCGGAUCGGGAGUGCCUUGAAAGACGAAGAUGAUGAUCAACAUUCCCAUCACGGUUCGGGAUCAGACACGUCUGAAAAGCAUGGAUUGCACAAGCUGAGCAUGGCAAAUCCAACCAGGGGAGCUCUGCUGGUUCUGAACGACCGCGCAAACAAUCCCGGUACUGGUCUUUUCGGGAUGCAUGAUCCGGCCAAACGCCAGAGCAAGGUCGGCCCUCCUGGAGUAAUGCGAGAUACCGCUCAGGUUCCAGCCAAAGACGUGGAAAAUGAUUCGGAAUAUGUGGUUCCAGUCACCAUAGGGAACCCCGGCGUGAUGCUCAAUCUCGAUUUUGACACUGGAAGCUCCGAUCUAUGGGUGUGGUCCUCUCAUACGCACAGGAAGGCCAAGAAUAGAGCAAUAUUUCACCCGGGAGCGUCUCAUACCGCCCGCAAGGCCGAAGACUUAUCCUGGAAAAUCGAAUACGCCGAUGGAUCCGAGGCCCAUGGAAUCGUCUACUAUGAUGAUAUCAUGGUUCAGGGGGUAAAAAUACAAGGACGAGCUAUCGAAGCGGCUACAAACUUGAGCGGGUCGUUCUUGAACGAUACAACGAGCGACGGUCUUCUAGGUUUAGGAUUCCCCAAAUUGAAUACGGUCAAGCCGCACCAACAGAAGACGCCAUUUGAGCAGAUGAUAGAUCAGCAUCUUCUUGAUAGACCACUAUUUACAGUCAAGUUGGACAAGGGAGACAGUGCAGGUUUCUUCACAUUCGGGCACGUCGACGGGAAUGUGCUGCGACCCGGUGUCGACAUAUGGGAGACUUACGUUAUAGCCGAUAACGGAUGGUGGGAGUUCGAGAGCAGGGGAAUCAUGAUCGGAAAGAAAGAGUACCCGAGACCACCAGGGAAUACAGCAAUCGCAGACACAGGAACGACGUUGAUUCUUAUCGAUGACCAAGCGGUGCAGCGCAUCUACAGCCAGAUCCGUGGCGCCACGCUCGACCACCAAGAAGGCGGUUAUAUUCUUCCUUCGGAUUCGCAACCACCCGAGAUUUAUUUUGCAUGCGGUGAUCGAUAUUUCGGCAUUUCCGGCCAAGACUUGAUGUUCGCGCCUUGUAAUAGGAAGGGAUAUUCAUUCGGGCCAAUCCAGAGCAGAGGGAGCAACAAGCAGGAUAUACUUGGCGAUGUAUUCUUGAAACGGGUGUACGCUGUGUUUGAUGCGCGCAAGCCGCGACCUAGGAUCGGCUUUGGACAGACGGACUUUACUCACAGUUGACAUUGCUCUUGAGAGGACGAUAUUCCCAUCAUUAGUGUUUGUAUUAUAGAGCAGAUUUCCAUGGUAGGGAGCCGUGCCGUAUCGGCCCAAAGGACAUGAUUGAAUAUCCAUC
Messenger RNA from Dacryopinax primogenitus, 1545 nucleotides. Its product is annotated as acid protease. The record is from RefSeq and is a predicted model, not a curated record. NCBI's taxonomy places the organism in Eukaryota, Fungi, Basidiomycota, Dacrymycetes, Dacrymycetales, Dacrymycetaceae. The coding region runs from base 36 to 1433 and encodes 465 amino acids. The transcript is spliced from 12 exons. Gene Ontology annotation, molecular function: aspartic-type endopeptidase activity. Gene Ontology annotation, biological process: proteolysis.